Molecule: messenger RNA, 2677 nt
Organism: Sphaeroforma arctica JP610
Lineage: Eukaryota; Ichthyosporea; Ichthyophonida
Exons: 2
Coding region: 271-2406 (711 amino acids)
Molecular function (GO): glycosyltransferase activity
Source: RefSeq, a predicted model, not a curated record
UUUCAUACGGCUUGUGUUAUCGCUCGCUUGUAGUCCGUGAGCUGAGCACAGAAUUGGUCUGAGAGACUGUGCAUGUAUUCUGUAUUAGUAUUAGCGGGUAGGUCGUCUGGCUUAAGCACCGUCAAAAGUGAUCCCGGCUAUAACUUCAAACAGGCGGCGCAAAUCACAGCCCCAAACCAAUCCGUUCUAGGUGCUUAGGACCUCGGCCCUCGGAAUGGCGCCUUUGCUUCCGAGCCCACCCAUUGAUACACAUAUACAUAUACAUAUACAAUGUCCACACUUAUGAACAGUCGUGGCUUUCAGCUGGUCAUUGGAGGUGCGCUCUGUCUCAUGGGACUGCUGAUCGUGUUUGUGCUAUUGGAGGGCGAUGGAGGCGCGGCCAAACGAGCGUCACAGGAGUACUUCGAAUCAUCCCAGGCCUAUCUGGCUACAUUAGACUUCCCAUCGUUUAGGUCUGGGAGUUCUGGUGCGGCAGAUAGCGCCGCGGAUAUCGAAGCGAAUGUGAUGACAUGCAGUGAAAGGAAUGACAUAGAGCACUGGGGUUGUGAGGUGCGUGAUGUGGAGUGUUGUCGCUCCCACCGACACUGUUCUGAGGAGAUGGAGAAGUGUUCUGUGUGGGUGUGCUGUGUGCAUGCGAGUGUUGACGUAUUUCAGGUACUUGCCGAUAAGCAAUCAUAUACAGAGGCCACAGGAGAGGAUAGAGUUGGAACCGACACACUCAUACCCACAGAUAGCCCCAGCGAUAGUGACCAAGCCCCGACCGGUGAGAGUGGAGAAGUGGUUGUUGAGUUCCCUUCGCAGUCAGACAAUGAAAGGCAGUGGGUCCGUUACACGCCCAACCCGUACGUGCGGCUGCACUCGCCAGCCCCGCGGGCGGCCAAUGUGAGCGCUACACCGAGCAAGACACCCAUGAUGCCUCUACCACAGUUCAGCGACCGGAUGAUCUCGCUGGAGGAAGUGGAGGCGAUCAAGGAACGGGAGAAGAAUGCACCGGAGACACUCCUGGCGAGCGAUGAGAAGGAGCGCAACGCCCGACUGCCCAAGGGCUAUCCACGGGUGCACGAUGCGGCGUAUGCGACCAAAUGUGCGCAGUUCCAUGGAAGUGCUCGCACGCGAGUGGAGAGCUACGGCUAUCCGGUAGGUAACACCACGGACGAAUGGGGAACUAUUGCUGCCGAGUCUAACCAUGCGAUUGUUGUGUUGAUGUCUGGGGAUGAGUCUGCGAGAAUGGGUAUGGCUCUCAUACAGUCGCUGCGCAAUAUGAACACAUGUCCCGGUAUUGACAUGGUGGUGGCACUAGCCGGAGGAGGAGUAGGUAGCGAGGAGUGCAAGAACUCGGGUAAGCAAAACUGUGAUUCAGCAACCCCCACAUCACCGGGCGAUAUAAUAUCCGACAGCUAUAUUAAAGCCCUGCUGAAGCUUGGCGUGAGGUUCCGAUUUGUGCCCAAAUUCCAAUCGAGGACAGCCUCCAUACCCGGGGGCGAUCAAAGCUUCUGGGGUAUGGCGUUCAAUAAACUGAACGUUUUGGGUUGGAAAGACUACGACAAGAUAAUGUUCCUGGACGCGGAUACCCUUUUCUUCCACAAUGUAGACUAUCUACUGUUCUAUCCGAUGUACACGGGAUCGAUGACCAUGUGUUGCAACGGACGCGAUGCCAUGAAACCCGGCGGUGGGCUGUGGAUUGUCGAACCGUCUCAGAACCUCAUCGAUCUGACAAGUGUUUACGUGAACGACCACGACCGCAGCCAAGAGGACGGCUACAACAUAGGACUGGAAGACUGGCACUUUGGUGAUAUGCAUGUGCUCGCUAUGAUGUUCGCAAAGGCGCGGAAGCAACAGCCGUACUUAAUCUGGCCUGAGAGCUAUGAUAUGAGACAGAGCUUUAAGGCUAUAGAACAACUGUGGACGGGAGAGCGGAGGAACGACACACACAAUUGGAAGCCUAUGGAUAGUGAGCUCAUGCUGGCCGGACCCUGGGAUCUUACUACAAUGCCAAAGAAUGUGGAUGAGAAGUAUUGGUACCGUGCCAGUACUCAUGACCGGAACUACUAUGACGAUGUGGCCGAUAGGCUACAGCUACCAGAGGAAAGGGGCCGGACGUGGCAUGCGCUCAACGAGUCGUAUGAUUGGAUAGCCCAGCAGUGCAGUUGUGUGCCAGCGCAUGAUAGGGGCCCUGACUGGUUUAUCAGCGUACAUCUGUCAUGUAUGACAUUCCACAAGCCGGCUCAGUUUAAAACCUUUCCCGAAUUCCGGUAUGCAUCCAGUGGGAAUGAACCCCAGAUUCCAGAGUGCAUGAGAUACUACAUGAAUCUGUGGGGUGAUUUAUAUGAGCAGGCUAUGGGAGAACUGAAGAGAAAUACAUGGUGGCAGGAGAAGGAUCCGGCCAUCACAUACAAACUAAUAUAGUAGGCGGUACACUUGGAAGAGAUAGUGAUGACACACCCCUAAUUUAAGGGUAAAGUGAUAAGCGGUCUUUAUUGUAAUAUAGUCGAGUUGUAUAGUGACGGGUUUUUGAGAGAGGGGCGGACUCGGAAGAAGUGAGACCUCCCACUGUGGCCCAUUGCGAGAUACACGUAGCUCAGACAGUGUUUAGAGCAGAGUUAUAUUAUGUUCAUAUUAGUCCGUAUAUCAUUUAUCAAAAUAGAAUAGAUAUCCAUAUAUACAUAAAUCUAACUCG